Molecule: messenger RNA, 5293 nt
Organism: Notolabrus celidotus (New Zealand spotty)
Lineage: Eukaryota; Metazoa; Chordata; Actinopteri; Labriformes; Labridae
Gene: trim32
Product: tripartite motif containing 32
Exons: 2
Coding region: 119-2167 (682 amino acids)
Biological process (GO): proteasome-mediated ubiquitin-dependent protein catabolic process; protein polyubiquitination; negative regulation of translation
Molecular function (GO): protein binding; ubiquitin protein ligase activity; translation repressor activity
Source: RefSeq, a predicted model, not a curated record
CGUACGUGACGUCGUCAACACUGCAGUCUCUCACUAGCAGCUGCAGUAGCAGAAGCACAGCACGCCCAUCCAAACCUCUGUACCUCCAACCAGCUAGCAUUCAAGAAAAGGGACCACAAUGGCGGCUGCUUCUCCUGCACUGGACCCAGAUCUAAUGAGGGAGGUCCUCGAGUGCCCGAUCUGCCUGGAGACCUACAACCAAGAUCAAAUGAGACCCAAACUCCUGCAGUGUGGCCACACAGUGUGCAGGCAGUGUUUAGAGAAGCUGUUGGCUAACACUAUCAACGGCGUGCGCUGCCCCUUCUGUAGCCGAGUCUCUCGUAUGAGCAGCAUCUCCCAGCUGGCAGAUAAUCUCACUGUGUUGAAGAUCAUAGAUUGCACUACAUCGUGCAGUGCUGCCGCCGCCGCCUUAAUGUGCAGGUCCUGCUGUAACCGCCUGCCACGACAGUACUGCCAUGACUGUGCCGCUGUUCUCUGUGAGCUCUGUAAGGAGGAGGGCCACCUGCAUCAAGGCCAUUCAGUCGAGCUGAUAAGGGUGGCUGCUGAGCAGCGUCGUAAAGAGCUAGGCAGCAAGCUGGCAGCUCUGCGCGAUGUCAUGGGUGAAAUUCAGAAGAAAAAGACAGCUAUCGAACACAUUACCAAGUCCUUGAGAUUAAAGUACCAUUCCGUGCAGCAGGACUACACGACAACUGAGAUACGCCUCCAAGAGGAACUCAAGAGGUCUCGGAGGACGUUCACUGCUGCAAUGGCAGAUGUCGAAAAGCUAAACGGGCAUGUCUUGGAGGAGCAGACUUAUCUUCUUAACAUUGCAGAGGUAAAAGUUGUGUCUCGCUGUGAUUACCUGACAAUGCUGGUCAGGCAGAGCGACACAGCUUUGCUAAAAGAUGAUGGCGGAGACUGCGAUGAUGAAGAGCUGGAUCUGAGGAGCACGUUGCCCACCAUGUUCCAGCUGCAAGAGCCCGGGCUGGUCAGAACUGAGCACUCUAAAGCUGUAGAAGUGGGCCAUUUGAACACAAAUACUUUCACUGCCAGCACAGACGAUGAGGAGAGUGGGUUGGAAAUUCCACUUGAGGCUGAUGUGGAGGGUGUAGCAGGGGCAGUAGGGGGUACAGGCGCUGUUCCGUUGGAUAUUUACAGAGACAUUGACAUGGUUUCAACUGUAGAGGAUACAGUGUAUGGUUCACCUGGAAACUUUAAGUCAAAGUCAAUGGAUGCUGGCGGGGGAUCACCUGGUGGGGCUGGGGCAAGUGCAGGCCCCCCUGUCUGCCAGUUUGUGAAGAAGAUGGGCUGCAAGGGAACUCUGCCCGGCAUGUUCAAUUUACCUGUCAGCAUCUGUGUAACACCUCAAGGUGAGGUGCUGGUAGCUGACAGGGGCAACUACCGCAUCCAGAUCUUUAACCGUAAAGGUUUCCAGCGUGAAAUCCGCCGUAAUGCGAGCAGCAUUGACAACUUUGUCCUGAGCUUCCUUGGUGCUGACCUGCCUAACUUAAUCCCCUUAUCCAUAGCUGUUACUCCCCAAGGCCUGAUCGGGGUCACUGACAACUAUGAUAACUCAGUGAAAGUCUACACUAUGGAUGGACAGUGUGUGGCUUGUCAUAAGAACCAGCUGAUAAAGCCAUGGGGCAUUGCUGCCAUGCCUUCAGGUCAGUUUGUGGUGUCAGAUGUGGAGGGCGGAAAGCUGUGGUGCCUCGCAGUGGACCGCAAUGUCGGUGUGGUAAGCUACAACCGCCUGUGCUCAGCUGUGCGUCCAAAGUUUGUAACAUGCGACGCAGCUGGAACAGUCUACUUCACCCAGGGGCUGGCCCUGAACUUUGAGAAGCGCCACAAUGAGCCCCACCUCGAGGGCGGCUUCUCUAUCGGCUCCGUGGACAGCGACGGCCAGCUCGGUAAGCAGCUCAGCCAUUUCUUCUCCGAGACGGAGGACUUCCGCUGCAUCACCGGCAUGUGUGUGGAUGCAAAUGGGGAUUUGCUGGUAACAGACAGCGGCAGGAAAGAAAUCCUCCAGUUUCCCAAAGAGGGUGGAUUCAAAGUCCUCAUCCAGGAGGGUUUGACCUGCCCUGUGGGGGUGGCCACCACCCACAAAGGACAACUGCUAGUGCUAGAUUGUUGGGACCACUGUGUCAAAGUCUACACAUACAUUCAAAGGAGGCACUCCUCCACUUCAUAGGGGAACAAUCCAGAUUAUAUGCACAUGGGUGUGUGAGGUUUGGUUGGAAUGUGUUGGUGGGUGUGCAAGGAAAAAUUAGUAAAACACUGUUAUCUAUCACUUAAGUUUGGCUGCAGUGCUAACAUUUCUCUCAAGCUUUUCUUAUGUUGUUAAAAGAAUGUUUUGGUGAGUUUGAUGGAUUUUGAUUUAAUACCUCAAGUAAAAAUCAGCUCCUCCAGCUGUGUUUUCCCGAUCAUUGUAAUGGAUCACAGACACUAAAACAGACCUUGUAACAUUGUAACACCAAAAUAUCCGACACUUGUCGAGACAAAAAAAAGGAGACAGAAGUUAAGAUGUCAAGCUAAUGCAGGCACAAGGCACAGAUGAAUCCCCCUCCUCUGUUGCCGACGCAUCGCUUCCACAGAUUCAGCUUUUUUGCAGGGGGAGGAAAAAGGGGCGAUGCAGAAGCUUGAACAUGAACAUGCAUUUACACACACAGUUAAUCAUACCAAGGCUUUCGGCCUGAGAAGCACUUUAUUGAUGACCCAGCACUGUUUCCUAGUGUUGGGUCAUAGUAGCACAUACUAACAUUGAUGUUGCUGAAUGCAGCCGGCAGCUUUAAAGUUUACUGUGCAGUUAGCUGAUGGCAAAAAAGGAACUAAGUAUCAGCAUUCAUUGGAUUGCAUUCAGUAACAUUCAGGGAGCUUUAAGUGUAGGGUUUUAAGUUAAAUAACAGAAAUAGAGUGGACAUAUUUACUUUGUUUGGGUUCUUAGUUUUCUUUUUCUUACUUUACUCAAGAAAAGUUUUUGUUUAAGCCUUUAAUUGUAAGGAGGAAAUACGGAAUCAUCACUUUUUUUAAUCAGAUGCUUCAAAGAUUACUGAUGCAAAACUUAAGCCUGGUUUAUACUCCUGCGCCGAUUUGACGGCAUAGCUUCCGUACCUACGCAGAGGCCUACGCACGUAGCUGACACGCAUCUCCUCCAAAAUGUAACUACGCAUCGAAUCAAUGUGGACCGCCAAUCCCUGUGAUUGGUCCGCUUGGCAGCAUUUACAGCACACAUCGGCCGAGUAUUUCAUCUCCUCUGAUGUGUCCUCUCUAUUCUUCAUGUAAUCAUUGCUGUAUGAUAAAAAGCAAUAUGCAUCGGCUCUAAAUUAUCAAAAUACGCUCCGAAUCACUGUGAAAGAGUAAACAGAGAACACAGCGGGACCGGAAAAGACAACCCCCUCUAUCAGAGGGAGCACACUGCCUUCAAGCGAGUAAGGGGAGUAUUGCUGCGUAUCACUGACACACCGACACAUCGACGCAGAAGUAUGUAGAGCUCAUGACUGCUUCAGCCCCUGCUAAAUAGUGCCGUCGCGGAAGCAUAAACCAGGCUUUAGAGAUCACUUAUUAUCAUUCUAGUACUUUUUUUGUACACAGUCUGGCCCACACCGUGAGUAGAUAUACAGAACACUACAAAAAGUCUAGAGUUCCAUGUGACCUUCCAGUCACACAUUUGUCACAAGGACUCUGGUUGAAGGUAUCCACGUGAAAGAUAAAAUUCUUGUAAUUUUUUCCCACCACCUAGUCAAGCUUUCGUGCUCCUUCCGACAGUCUCACUCCAAUUUCAAGCCUAUGCACUCCCCUUUGGCUUGUUCUCAGUAGUAUGUAAUUGUGUCCGUUAUGAACAGAGUGGGAAAGUUCUAAGGUUACGGAUGAUCUUGUAAUUGGAAGGCCUGUAGAAUGUCAAGGCUGUGUGUUUUCAAUCCCCUAAGGAACUAGCUACAUAAAGCCUUUUUUCCUUCAGCAACAUCAUACAAUCUAUACAACUAAAUAGCUGCAGCACCCAGACAUUAUUGAGCAGACAUCUACAGAUUGAAUAAUGUUUACAAUCUUUUAAAGUUUUCUUUUUCCCAUAGCAAAUGAUUUUCUUUCCUCACGGCGACUCAAUCUUUGCGUGGGUGUUCAGAACGGCACUGCUAGAGCAAAAGCAAGUUUUUUUUAAAUCCAGCAUCACGCCCCAAACCUGGUGGUGUUAUCCUGAGAUCUCGGUGCUACGUCACUUUGUCUCCUUCAGGUUUCUGUUACACACCAGACAAUUACAACCAGAGUUCUCAAGUGUCGCUACAACAGCCAUAUGAAGGGGUUUUGCUAGUGAGUAGUGUAAUUUAACAUUUAAUUCAUAUAUAAAUGACUGCAUGUGUUUUUGGUUGAUUUAGUUGAACUGAAUUUUGGAGCAUUAAAAAGACGAUGCUUUCAGGUAAAGUAACCGUAACAGACACCUUUAAUCAAAUUAUUUAGUGGCCUAAAUAUGGGGAAUCAAGUUAAUCAUUGAAACCCACUUGUUGAUAGUGUAUGUAAGAUAAUCUAUGUGUGUAAAGUGGCAAAUAAGUAAAUAAGCCUGCUCUGAGGCCAUACGUAUCUUCCAGUCCAGCUUUGCUCACGAGAGCGUAAUGCAUACUGACUCAGUUUCAGCCUGAAAAGUAAAUAACUUCACAAAGCUGACCUUAACUCUGCACCUGGAGCCCUAAUCAACAGCAAAACACCAAUAUACAUAUCUGAUAAUCGAAGUGUAUCAUACAUAAUGUGUUUUUAAAGUUUCUACAUAAGAGAAAAAACAAUAACUUUGUCACAGUCAUCCUCGUGCUUUAUUUUUCAUUUAACAUUAUGUGUUUUUGUUUGUUUUGGGUCAUCUUAACACUAAACUAGUAGACCUAAAGUGAAUAGACUCAGCUGCAUGUCAACCUCGCCUUUAAAAUUGUUUUAUUUUUCUUCUUCUGCGUGUACAUUUUAUUCAGGUGGUCACUAGAAGUAGUCAUUAAACUGGAGAAUAUUCAACCUUAAACAGUGACAGAAAAAUUGCCAGAAAUAUAAGUGUCCUUGUGUCAGUGUGCUGAACUUCAGUGUCUCACAUCAUGUGCAUAUGUUUUAUCUUAAAAAAAAAACUGAUUUAUUUUUCAUGCUUUUUCUUACAUCAUGGAAUAAUAAUGCAAUACUGUAUAUCCAUGACCCGCUCUCCCAUGUGUUUGAAGUGUUGUGUCCUUUGGAGGCUGUGAAUUUCCAAACAUGUGUUGAAUGAACACAUUAGAGUCAUCUCUGUGUAGUUACAUUCAUGUUUGUAUUGUUGAUGAUCUGAGUGCAAUAAAGAUUUAUGAAACAAUAUAAA